This is a messenger RNA of Apis cerana (Asiatic honeybee), 3725 nucleotides long. RefSeq names its product ribonuclease H2 subunit B. The record is from RefSeq and is a predicted model, not a curated record. Lineage: Eukaryota; Metazoa; Arthropoda; Insecta; Hymenoptera; Apidae. Gene Ontology annotation, cellular component: ribonuclease H2 complex; nucleoplasm. Gene Ontology annotation, biological process: RNA catabolic process.
UGAAAGAGAGAGAGAGAGUAUUAUUUUCAUACGUCUUCCUUUUUUAAAAGAUGGCUUGUUAGCGCGGUAACGCCUCUUUGUUAAUUUUCCGAUCAUCGACUACUCAUUGAUGUUCGACUACACAUCGAGAUUUCAAAUGUCAUUUCUUACAACAUUGGCGACAUGUGGCAAUUAACGUAUUUAUUUAUUAAAAGAGAUACGCAAUACAAUAUAUUUCAACUAUUAAGUAAUAAGACAUUACAAUUUGGUGGUUCUAUAAAAAAUGGUUGAUCGCUAGAUUUGAUGUAUGUAUGUGUAUUAAUUCAAGAAAAAAAUUGUGUGAAAAAAAAUAAAUAAUUAAUAUAAUAUCGAUUUAUAUACGCGCGUAAACAUGCCGCGUACCAAAGCAUCACCAAAAAAAUGUAUUAAAACAACUAAUUCACAUCCAGGUACAAAUACAUGGGUUUUUCUGAUGAAAGGUGAUAAUUUAAGUAAUACAGAUGGUGGUGUACCUGAUGUUAUUAAAUUAAGGCAUCCAGCUACAAAUCAGCCUGCAAUGUUUGUAUUUAGUCCAGGCAAUGUAACUGUACAAGAAGUUUUAACAUUUGAUGAAAAUAAAAGAUCAUGGUUUAUAGAUGAUAAUGUAAAAUCUGAUGGAAAAUUACAUUUAUCUACUCCUAUUGAUCCAAUAUUUUUAAUAUUACCUUAUUUAAGAAAGUCACAACAAGCACAACCAUUAGAACAAUGUCUUUGGGAUGAAGAUUUUCCAGAAAUGACUCGUCUCACUCAAUGUCAAAAUUUAAAAUUGAUAUUAAUUGCUGAUCGUAAAGGAGAUGAAUCAUUACAAGCUUAUAAAUUUAAUGAAGAAAAGACAUUGAUUUGGUUGCGUAAGAAAGUGGAAAGAGUAGUUGAAGUAUUGAAACAGAAGGGUAUUCAUGUAUCACAGGGUGCUAUUAGUGCUACUUACGUUAAAAGUACUAAGCAUGAAACUGUUUCAGAAAUGGAAUAUUUAAAAUAUGCUCAUGGUAUUGUAUCAGAGUAUCUUGCAGAAGAUUUAUCAAAAAAAUUAGCACAAUAUUUAAAUAUACCAGAUGAAACAGAAAAUAAAAAACGAAAAUUAAAUAGUCCUAAAGAUAAUGGUGAUGAAAAAAGAUCUAAGAAAGAUACAAGUGAAAAUGAAUCAGUAUUAAAACCAAAAACACCUGAAUCAACCAAAUUAGAAAAGCCUCAAAAAACAAUUGGUAAAAAGGAAUUAGCCAGACAAAAGGCUGCAUCUGGAUCCAAAAGCAUUACUAGCUUUUUUAAGAAAAAAUAAAGUUUAGGAAAUUUAAAAAAUUUAAAACACACAUAAAGUUUUGAAAUUUUAAAUAUUACAUAUAUAUAUAUAUAUAUAUAUAUAUAUACAUUAUAUAUAUUACAUAUAUAUAUAUAUAUAUAUAUGUGUGUACAUGUGAUUUUUAGCACUGUUGUUUUAUAAAAGUAGGUUCAAAACUUUGUAAAAUAGUUACAUUGAAAAAUAUUUUAAAUGAUUGUUUAAUCAAUAGAUAAUUCUAAUCAAUAAGCAAUUCCUUAAACAUUUUUAAUACAUAUGUUAAUACAAUUUUCCUACACUUAAAAAUAAAAUAUUUAAGUACUUAUCACGUAUAAUUUUAGAUAUAGGUAAAAUAUAUUGCAAAAAAAUAUUCAAAUAUAAUAAUCAAAUCAGAAAAAAUAUCAAUUUUGUUUAUAAAUUGUUAAUUUAAACAUAACAAUGCAGUAUAAAAUUUAAAGAAUUAAAAAAAAAUUCAUUAUAAAAUAUUUUAAACAGCUUAUAAAAAUCACAAUUAUUUAAGGACACAAAAAUCUUAAAUAUAAUGAAAAUCUAUUAAAUCUAUUAAUUAUUAUUGAUAAAAAAUGUCAAGAUUUUUAUUUAAAUUUUUAAAUUAAUAUGUAAAAUUGUGUAUAAUUAAAAAAUCUAAUUGUAUAAUCUUGUUCAAUAUCCAUCAAUUUGUAUUAUUAAAUAUUUCUACAUCAUGAUUCACAAAACUAAUCUAAUAGUACAAGCACAAAAAUAUCUGACUUUAGCAUCUCAAAGUUCAAUAUUUUUGUAUAUAUUUUGUAUAUCUUCAUAUACAGUUAAAUAUGUCAACAUUUAAAAGCGUUUGUAUUUAUUUGAUAUAUUUUUACUGCUCAAAAUAAAUGUAAUCAAUCAAUAAUUUUUAAUAAAAAAAAUAAGAUAUUAAAAAAUAUAUUGUAUAUGUAUUUAAAAUAAUAUAAUAUAGUAACAAAUUUUUUUUUCAUUCAUAGUAAACAUUUGAAAUUCCAUCAUAUUAAAAAUAAUUUUAUAUUUAUAUAUAUGUAACUAUUUAUAUAUUUAUAUAUUUCGUAACUAUUAAAAAUAGAUAUAAAUAUUUUAAAAAAAGAAAAAUAUUAAUAAAGUAAAUUUAAAAGUAAAUUUCAUUUAAUAAUUCAGUCCUUAUAAUAGUCGAAUCAUAAAUAGGAAUCAUAAAUAGGAUGCAACUAGGUAGAAUCUUUGUUCGUAUCUAUCCACUAUAAAUCAGCAAAACAAACGAGUUUUUAUUUUCACUAAAUAAAUAAGGAUUCACUUAGUCUUCUGACAACUGUAUUGUGUAGUUUUAUUUUUUUUGUAUGUUUCAUUAAACUGUUAUUCAUAAUUCCUAAAAUGAAGAGUGAAAAAGUGCAUAUCCGUCAUGUAAUGUUUUGGGAAUUUAAACAAAGUAAUAAAGACGAUAACUGAAAAAAUAUGCAGAGUAAAGGUUUACAGUGAAGGUUCAAUAAACGAUCGAGCAGUUGAAAUUGAUUUGCCGAUUUACGAUUUUAAAGGACGAAAUGAGAGACGUCCUUCCGAUCCUGACGACAAGAUUUUAAAGAGAAUAUUGAAGCAAAAUCUACGUCAAUCAACAAGAGAUAUAGUAAAAAGGUUGAAUACAUCACAAUCAACUGUUUACCGCUACCUGAAGAAAUUAGGGAAAGUUAGUAAGAAUAAAGAAUAAAAAUCUCAUGUCAAUCGCCACAAGUCUGUUGUCACAGAUAAAAAUCGAGUCUUUUUUAGGAUUAUAUAGACGAUGAAAAAACUAUGACAAUAUCGUCUGUAAAAAUAAGGAUCAAUCACCCCUAUCAAAUCCGAAAGCAAACAUCAAUGGAAAACAAAUUUUAUUGUGUGUAUGGUGAGAUUGUCGAGGUAUAAUUCAUCACAAAUUUGAAGUUAAAUUUAACGAUUACUACAGAUAUAUACAUUCAAUAGUUGCAAAGAAUGAAAGAAAAAUUCUAUAAAAAAGGUCCUGCACUCGUCAAUCGUUCAUCACAAAUUUGAAGUUAAAUUUAACGAUUAUUACAGAUAUAUACAUUCAAUAGUUGCAAAGAAUGAAAGAAAAAUUCUAUAAAAAAAGUCCUGUACUCGUCAAUCGCAAAACAUCAUUCUUUUACACGACAAUGCGCGACUACGUACAAGAGCAAUUCAAAAAAAAUUUUUGAACUUAGGUAGUCAGUAUCCACUUUACUCUCUUGCCCCAACAGACUGUUAUCGUUUCUGUUUUUUGCAAAACUUUUUGAAUGGAAAAAUCUUCAAUUCUGAAGAGCAAGUCAGUCAAGCUAUCGAAAAUUUCUUGCAAUCUAAACCAACCACAUUUUACAAGAAAGGAAUUGAUAAGCUGCAAAAAAAAUUGAAGAUCAUACAUAAUAGUGAAUACAUAAUAAAUAUAACUUUGUUAUUUAAUAAAAGCAAAAUAAAUGUCUGAUAAAAAAAA